AUGUUUCGAGAGCCUGAUGAGGUUCAUGCAGAUCAGGCUGCAGCAAAGCUCGAUCAGCUUGCAGCAACAAGGCGCUCUAACAUUCGUCGAGAAUCCAGCGUGCGACCUGGUCGAACGUCCUCCUCCCGCUCUCUCAUUGAUCGCAUAAGAGAUACUCGUCGAGAACCUGCCGAUGAGUCGAGAACCACUCCGCUACAAUCGCGUCAGCCGCGCGACCUCUCUCAAGAUAUUUACGAGUUGGACUCGGAUCUAGGCCGUCUUCGCUCGGUACGCCUUAGACAGCGCGCCCGUGCGAGUCUACUUGAGCGGGACUCGGCUAGGCGAUCAGAACGCACUCGUCUAGAGCCGGCGGCCCGAACUGAUACGGAUAUCGACCUGUUGGACCGAUUGCGCUUCAGUACUGGUGGUGCCUCAUCAGGGGGGGACACGGAUCAAGAUGUGGGCAUCGAGAUCCUCUCAUCUGACUCGCAUGAAACUAUUGCACAACAUUUACCUCGUCCUUCUCGAGAAUCUGGAUUGAGAUUCGAAGUUGCGGCAGCUUCACAGCCAGAGUCGGAACCAUCUCGCCGGACACACUUUCACAUGGCGGUGACACGAGCCCCUAGUCCGUCGGCUAGCAGACGGUUAGCCGCAAUCGGGCCUACAUAUAUGAUUAACGGUCGAAGAUAUGGCUUGCGUCAAGACUUGGCCGGUCCGAUCGUGACGUAUUCCCUACAUCCUAAUUCCGCUCCGACCUUUCCAGAGUCCGCUCCGGCACCUCCAGAGUCCGCUCCGGCACCUCCAGAGUCCGCUCCGGCACCUGACCCUCCUGGUGCCAGCGUAGAACCUCUAGGCCAGGAACAGCCCAGGCUGAAUGAACGUGAUCUGUUGGACGGCUUCAUGGACACAACGCCACCAGAAAACUUUGACACCUCUUAUCCGCCGUUACGGCGUGUCAACCACGAAUCACCACGCCCAGGUGUCGGGUCUAGCUCGAGGAUUGACGGACUCGGUGAUCGACUUCGAAGUCCAAGCCCGGCCUCUGAUGCCCACGAAGAGGAAAACUGGGGAACUCUUCUGACUACUAUGGAACCAGGCCGAUCAAGCGCUACGACUUCCUUCAUGUCCUCACUUCCAGAUGCGCAAUCCGGUUCCAAUCGAUCGUCGCAAGCUACGACUGCCGCAACCAGUUUUGGGGAGAUUGGCGGUGAUGAUUCUUGCGACCUGGAUCUUCCUUCGGGCAUCACCGAAGCGGAUGUGCGGGAAAUCCGCGCACGACAUGGGAGAGUACGUAGAGAUCUAGCUCCAAGGCCGGACGAUCCGGUUCAUGAAGCGAUCCAGCGAGAUCUCUCGCGAGGAAACGACAGGAUAUUGGAGCUGGAAGUCUUUAGCGUCAUACUGGAUAGAAUGCAGAGAAGGGAGGAGAUUCCUGAUGAGUGGUGGGCUGCGGUUGGGCUCUCACCCGACGUCGUCCGAGGUGGCACUUGA
Messenger RNA from Capronia epimyces CBS 606.96, 1467 nucleotides. RefSeq lists its product as uncharacterized. Bases 1 to 1467 code for a protein of 488 amino acids. Lineage: Eukaryota; Fungi; Ascomycota; Eurotiomycetes; Chaetothyriales; Herpotrichiellaceae. The transcript has a single exon. The record is from RefSeq and is a predicted model, not a curated record.